AACAGAAACAUUCAACCAAAUCCAAAGUAGCAUAUUAUAUUUGCAUAAACCCUCUCUAAAACCCUUGAUUGAGAAAAUCACAAAGUUGUGUUUAAUCAAUCAGGAAAAUAUGUCUUGUUCAAUGGCUCUAAGUCUGAGAAAAGCAGCUGGAGCUUCAACACUCUUCAAAUUCCUCUGCCCCAAAUCCCAUUUUACCACUGCUGCACCUUCAAUCACACGCUUUUUUUCUUCCACUAGCAAGGAUCAGAGCAACUCUACUGACCCAAUUAUGGUAAAGGGUGCUCCACAAGAAUUCAAGAUGGAGAACCCAUUUCAGUCAGCAGGACCAAAGGAGGUGCUAGAAGUGGAUAAUGUGAAGGAUGGUAUACUCAUAAGAGUGGCAAUGCCUGGUGUCGGUGAAGAUGGGAUUAAGGUAUGGUUAGAGGACAACACAGUUUACUUCACUGGCAGAGGAGAAAUUGAAGUGGAAUCUGAGGAAUCAGGGAGGAAAUAUGGAGGGAGUCUUGAGUUUAGUACUGAUUGCUGUAAAGCUAAGCAGGUUGAAGCACAAAUGAAGAAUGGUAUUCUUAGAAUGGUAAUUAAAGGUGAUAUGGGAGAAGAUUGACUGUCUUAAUGUUCUUUUUUUGUUCAUCUUGUUGAUAUAUGAUAUAUCCUAGACAUGAUGUAUGAAAACGUAAAGAGGCCGCAAACAAGUUAAGAUCAUCUGUUACAUGGCAAGGUUUUGUUCAAAAGAUGACGAGAGAAUAAUGUUACUAGACGUGGUCAGGUUAUAUUGGGACUCAUUAAGGAGAUGAACUUUGUAGUAUUUGGGGAAAUAUUUGAUCAAAGGUCUAUACUAUAUGAUGGUCGUUAGAAUUACUUAAUCAAUUGGGAGUAAUUGCAAACAUUCUUUGAGAAAAAUGGUAUUUCUUGUUGUGUGUCCCUUGAAUCGUAUUACUCCUUUUGUUUCCACUUUGUUUGGCACAUUUACCAUUUGGACUUUUGAGAAUGAAAUAGGUUCCUCUUUGAAUUAUUAGUAACUACUUUGACUUAUAGUAGUAUUUUUUAUGUAGUUUCUAAAUAAGCAAAUCUUAAUGGAGCUCAAUUAGCUACUUGGGUUUCUGAAUGGUGAAGUCAUUGGUUCCUUAAUUGGUGCUGAUUCUAAGUGUCAAUCUAGAACUUAUCUUUCUGCGA
Lycium barbarum (goji berry) is the source of this 1173-nucleotide messenger RNA. Its product is annotated as 14.7 kDa heat shock protein-like. The transcript is spliced from 2 exons. Bases 110 to 604 code for a protein of 164 amino acids. NCBI's taxonomy places the organism in Eukaryota, Viridiplantae, Streptophyta, Magnoliopsida, Solanales, Solanaceae. The record is from RefSeq and is a predicted model, not a curated record.